Molecule: messenger RNA, 4305 nt
Organism: Psilocybe cubensis
Lineage: Eukaryota; Fungi; Basidiomycota; Agaricomycetes; Agaricales; Agrocybaceae
Exons: 2
Coding region: 1-4305 (1434 amino acids)
Source: RefSeq, a predicted model, not a curated record
AUGCUAUCCACAUUCGCGUCCUUCCUCCCCGCAGCGCUGCAUAAUCACAUAAACCAGCACCAGCAGCCUGAGCUGCCCCGACCCAACAUCAACCCGGACACCGACGACGACGACGAUCCUGAUGGGGAUGGAGAUGCGGAGGGAGAGGGAGAGGGGGAGGGAGAGGGGGAGGGAGACUCGCGCUCGGUUGUAGCGCAUGAUUAUGCGAAUGACUCUGCGGCGCGGCCGCAUAAGGGCAAGGAGAAAGAGAAAUUGGCUAAUGAGACAUUCAUCUUCGUCCGCCCCCCACCCUCCAAAUCGAACCACCCGCUCAACCUCCAAGUCCAGCUCGUCCCUCCGCACGGCAAACCGCCCUCGGGCGUCGUCCCGCGCUCCAGCACAAGCGGUAAUGAAAGUACCAACACCACACCGCGGUCCGCAGCCAGCUUCGGCAGCAGCGCCGGCGGAGCGUCGCUCGCACGCACGCCCUCAAACCGCUCAGACACAUCCACCUCCUACGCGCACAGCUACACAACGAACCAAUCCACAUCCUCCUUCACAUCCUCCCUAUCCACCUCUUCCACCUCCACAUCCACCGCAGCCCGACGCGCAAUAAUACCUCUAUACAACCUCCAAGCGCACAACGUCCUGACCAACGUCAUAGUCGACGCCGGCACGGACGCCAAAAUCGCGAAAUUCCAAAAGAGGGGGAUCGAGCUGAUCGAUCUGGCGCUGCUGGAGCCGGUGGAGGUGUGGGGCGAGAAGGACGGGGAGAGGGAGGCGAGGCGGGAGAGUAUGCGGAUUAGUGUGGAUGAGAUGGGCGCUGUUUUGACGGGGUUUGGGGUGGGGGGCGCGAAUUUGGGGGGCAGUGGGAGAGGGAAUGGGAGCUUGCUUUCGGCUAAAGGAGCGUUUUUUCAUGCGGGAGGAGGGGGAGGAGGGGGGAGUAGACCUGUGACGCCGUCUGCGGCGUCGUCUGCGGCGUCGUUGCAUUCUCAGGCGCAGUCGUAUUCGAAUUUACGCACGGCUUCGCCCUCGCCUCUGCACUACAGGAAUACAAACACGAAUACGAACGCGAACGCGAUGUCGACGGAGCAGUCGGAUCGCACGAUCGUGCCGCCGCCUCCGCCGCCGCCUAUACCACUUCCACAUCCCAGCUCAAACUCGAACCCAAACUCACAUCCAAAUUCACAUCCACAUCCACAUCCCAACUCAAACUCACAUUCACUGCCGCCUCACCCGAAUUCACUAUCACAUCCACUACCGCAGACGAUGCCACAAGGAAUGCCGAUCCCAAUUCCAAUGCAGGUGCAGGUGCAGCAAGCGCCCGCGCCCGUACCAGCGCACGUACCACCACAAGCACAAGCACAAGCGCCGCAGAAGAGAAAUUUGUUUAACAAGUUGUUUAAUAAGCGGAGUAAUAUCUCUUCUUCUGCUACUUCUACAUCUGGGUCUACGCCUUAUGCUAGUGCCAACGCCAACGCCAACGCCAAUCCCGCAUCGUCUUCGUCUUCUUCCACUUAUCCCGCCACUUCUACCACUUAUCCCGCCCCUCAUCCCGCCUCAUCUUCCACAUCUUCAACCACACCCGCCCCAUCAACAACAACAUCAAACACAACAGCAGCACCAAACGACAAAAAACGCCCCCCAGCACUGCAAGAACCGCUCCUCUCGCCGACUUCUCCGUUGUCGGCGCAGGCUACGCCCACGCCUACACCGAUGCUGUUUGGGGCGCUGACGCCGCGGCAGGGUGAUAUUGGUGGGGUUGGUGGGAUGGGGUCUGCUAGGGAGAAGGAUAGGGUGGAGGGGGAGGAGGAGGAGGAGGAGGGGUGGGAGAGGGAGAGGGAGAGGGAGAGAGAUCAGGAGAGAGAGGAAGAUAGUGGAAGAGAAAAAGACAGGGACAGGGACAGGGACAGGGAGAAAACGCACGCGCACGCGCGUACCCAGAGUCAAAGCCAAUCCCAAUCCCAAUUCCCAGUCCAAACGUUAGCCUCAGCCCUAACUUCCCCGUUCAGAGCGACGUUGAGGAGUAAUAGGGCACGGUUGUCUGCUGUGCUUGGGGGGUCUGGCUCUAGUGGGAGUGGGGCGGGGGCGGGUGGUAGUACGGGGAACGGUACAGGAGGGAAUGGUAAUAAUACGGGGAAUGGAAGUGCGGGUGGGAAUACUGGGAUUAGUGGGAGUGUGGGAGGAGGCGCAGGGAAUGCGAAUGCGAAUGCGAGUACAGGGAAUGGGAGUGCGCGGAGCAGUCGGCAUAGUCUUGUUGAGCGGGAGCGCAGUCGGGAUAGGGAGAGGGAUACGGAGCGGAGUUGGGAUGGUAGCUGGGAGCGGGAGCGGGAAAAUGACAGGGAGAGGGAGAGGGAGAGGGAGAGGGAGAGGGUGCGGAGCAGUAGUCCCCCUGUGAGUCUGAGUUUUGAUGGCAAUGGGUAUGGGCACCCACAGCACCACCAGCAGUAUCAACAAACCCAACCUCCAUUCCAGCAGCAACAGCAGCACCAGCACCAGCACCAGCACCAGCACCCGCAAUACCAGAACCUCUACCCACAUCCGCAAAUCCAACUCCCCCCACAUCAACCUCAGCGCGAAGACUUUAGUAACAUUAAUGUGAACCUGAGCACGAAACAGCAGCAGCUGCAGCUGCGCCCGCCGAUAUUAGGGAUCCAGCCUACGUUCGUCUCUGCUUCCAAUUCCAACUCUGCUUCUGGGUAUGGGUCGGGGUCGGGGUAUGGGUAUCCACAGCAGCAGUAUCCACAUCAGCAUCACCAGCAGCAGCAGUACGCCUCGUCAGCGGCGCUCGCUGCGUCGAUGACGAUGAGCCCGCGGAAUUCGGAAAGCCACGACUCCAGUUCCUUCUCCGGCUCAAAUUCAAACUCGAAUUCGAAUAACCCACUACAAAACCAGCGCGCGUUAAUGUACGUCUGGCUCGUAAGGAAGUGGCUCAAACGGCGUCCUUCUCCGUCGAUGUCGAUGGCUUUGUCGGGUGUGGGGGCGAAUUUGAAUUUGAAUUUGAAUCUUAAUCUUGGUGGGAUGAACUUGGGAGGGAGGAAUUUGGGUGGUAGGAAUCCGUUUGGAGAGACGGGUGUGUUUGGUGUGUUGCGUGGUGCUGGGAAGGAGAGGGAGAGGGAGAGGGAGGGGGAGAGUGGUGGUGGUGGUGGAGGAGGAGGAGGAGGUGAUGCGGGUUCAAGUUCGAAUCCAGAUCCAGAUCCAACUUCCUCUGCAAAACCAGGAUCAGGAUCAACGACAACAUCAACGACAACGACAACGACAACAUCACUUAAAUCAAAACCAUCCAAAAAAGAUAAAUCCAAAUUAUCCAAACAAUCCUCUAAACAAUCAGAAAAGGAGCGAGAGAGAGAGAGGGAGAGGGAGAGAGAGAGGGAGAGGGAGAGGGAAAGGGAGGUGGGUGGCCCCGCGCCGCUUUUGUAUGGGGGUGUUGAGGUUAGGUUUGAGUGGAAGAGGGCGAAGGGGAAGUCUAAAUCCAAGUCGAAAUCCAAGUCCAAAGCCAAGGGGAGGGAGAGGGAGAGGGGGAAAGAGGCGAGUUAUGCUGAGAGGGAGAGGGGGGAGAGCGAUGGGGAGGUUGAGCAGAGGAGCGGGAGCGGGAAUGGCGUUGGGAAUGGAAAUAGCACAAGAAGAUCGGAGAGCACGAGUAAGAGACGCCAUCGGAUGAGCACGGGCAGUUUUAGUACCACUGCUGCGUCUGAUGAGGGUGCAGGAGGAGGAGAUGGGGGAGGAGGAGGGGAGGAGAGCGAUCCGGAGGAUUCGGAGACGCCUUGGGUGUGUACGCUCAAGAUUCGACGGCCUGCGCAUGCUGUGCCUGUUCCUGUGCCGUCGCAGUCAAAUGCGUACGCCAACGCCAACGCCAACGCGUAUCCCAACGCCCCGUCGUCGCAGCCAACAACAACAGACAGCAGAAUAACAACAGACGCAACAGGCACGCAAACACUCCGCAUAAAAGUGGGCACGCUCUCGCCGACACCGCAUCAUCCGAAGGUGGUAGCUAUGCUUAAAGUGCCGUUCCCGUUGCCGGAUGUGGAGGUUGAGCGGAUGGGGGUUUUGAGGAGGUCUGGGUUUGGGUUUGGUUUGGGUGGUGGGCAGACGCAGGGUUCUUCAGGAGCGGGUGCAGGUGCAGGUGCAGGAGGGGAAAGGAGAGAAGGAGGAGCAGGAACAGGAACAGGAGGAGAGGAAAGGGAACCCUACACGGGCCUCACACUAACAGCGGAAGAGAUCAAGGAUAUGGUGUGUAGUACUGGGUUGUGGCUUGUGGUUAGAGAGGGGUUUGGGGGUGUGGGCAGGGUUAGUAGGAAGGGUGAUGGGUGGCGGAUUCGUGCGUAG